Messenger RNA from Motacilla alba alba, 7351 nucleotides. RefSeq names its product STN1 subunit of CST complex (gene STN1). The record is from RefSeq and is a predicted model, not a curated record. The transcript is spliced from 11 exons. Gene Ontology annotation, molecular function: single-stranded telomeric DNA binding. Gene Ontology annotation, biological process: nucleotide-excision repair; telomere capping; double-strand break repair via homologous recombination. Lineage: Eukaryota; Metazoa; Chordata; Aves; Passeriformes; Motacillidae. Bases 2112 to 3245 code for a protein of 377 amino acids. Gene Ontology annotation, cellular component: DNA replication factor A complex; chromosome, telomeric region; CST complex.
CCGUGUCGGGCUCAAGAUGGAGGGGGCGCCCUCGCCCCCCGUGCCUCAGAGCAGCGCGGCAGCGCCGGCGUGGGGAUCGACUGCUCGUCCCUCCUUCUGUCCUCUUUUCCUUUAGUCCGUGGCGUGCCGUUACGGGAGCGGUGUGUAGCAGGGGGACGCUUUUUCCUCUGGAUGCCGCAGAACACCCCCCGCGCCUCUCCCUGCCGCGCCGCUGUCCCGGGCAGGGAGGGUGUCCCCAGCCCUGUGGCAGAGGGCGAUGCUCCCCAGGCGGGGAACAGCUUCUCCUCAGUGCUGCCUGCGUGCACUGAGUCCCCAGGCCCGCCGCGGGAGCCGAAGGGCCCUGAGGGGCUCCCUGUGUGUGUCAGGAGCGCUGUGCGGGCAGGUAGUGCCUCCUGGGGGGCUGGGGCUUGGACGUGGAGCUCUGACGAAAGUGUUGAUAGCGACAGGCGACGUUGGAAAACUUUUGCUUAUGUUUGUGGUCCGGUGCUGUCCUUAGACCUGCUACUGGUUUAUCUUCUGUCAUAUCAGGGUGCGAUGUUCUUGUGCUGCCCGUUUGGUAUCGUUGGUAUCUUAUUUAAUCACUGCGACAGGCCUGAAUUUCCUUAUCUCACAACCUUCUCUUCCCACAAGCGAUUCCUUCCUCACCCUGAAAUAUAAUUGCAUUUUAAUAGUUGUGUUGUGUACAUGCCACCCAAUGUGGGGCGUUUCCUCACUUGAAAGCAAGAGGCGUUCCCGUUGCCUGGAUUAGGGGCAAUUAGCAGAUCUGGGGACAGAGUUUGGGCUGUGACAGGCUGCAAGUCGAUCCAGCAGCGGCCGAGGCGAUGCUGGGACCUCAGAGACAUCUGACAGUGAGACAAACACCCAGGGAAAAUCGUGUAAUGCCGUAUCCUCGUAUGAACCUGUGUGCCUGCAAUUGCCAUUAGCUUAAGCUGCAUGAUGAGCUUCUGAAGAUCAAGCCUCUGGUGUGCAUCGUUCCCCAGACCAUUUUAUCAGCGUGACAAUAGUUUGCUAUAUAAGGAGGGUAGUCCGUGAGUAAAUUCAGUAAUAAUAACGAGGCAUUGAGAUGCCCCUGACACAAAGCGUUUAUGAAUCGAACAACAGUGUUCUGUCACGAGUCAAUUUCUUUAAACUGUAUAAAAUCAGUUUCACGGGUAGUCCCACCCUAUGAAUAGAGAGCCUUUCAAGUACUCUUGCUAAACUGAUUUGUUGUAAUAAUCAGCGUUUGUUUUUCAAAAAUGAUAUUCAGCUUUAUGGGUUCCUUGUACUGACGUCUUGGCCACAAAAGGAAGAACUGUUCAGAAGGGUGUUAAAACUAAGACUGUUUAUGUGUGUGAGGGCAAAAACAAGAAACAACUGCAAUCCCAAGGAUCUGUUUUAUCUUCUGUGAUCUCACUGUUUGGCUCCACAUAUUAAUUUCAUUGGCAAGUUUCAUUCAGGUAGUUUGAAUUAAAGACAAUAACAAAGAGAGUGUUAUCAGCAGCAAUGUAGCUUCUCAUAUCUUAAUUUUUAAAGUUCAGUUUCUUUUUCUUUAUAGUUUUUCUUUUGCCCCUUCAGGUGGGAUGAUAACUUUGAUUUGGAUAUUAAAAUACAAUGAUGACUUAAAUAAUAAUUUUCGUUUAUAUUUGUAAUUUAAUAUUUUGAUUUUAGCUUGCUUUCUGUUGGAUAAAAAGUGCUUUGGGACUAAUUUCUCUACGUUUAUUUCAACUGACUUGGUUGAUAGAGGAGGGGGGGAAAACCACAUCCAAAGCCAUAGCAUGAACUCCUCCUAUAGAGGCAGGAUUAUCUGUUCUUUAGCCUCAGGGUUAAUGGCAGUGAAGUGAGAGGGGGACGUGGGGGGUGUUUAUGUGUGAAUGUUAGAGUUUGUAAUAACUGGAAAGAAAUGCAAAACUACAAGAAAAUUAUGGUAAGUUAUAAGCGAACAAGAGAAGCUGAGCUGGCAGCUGUGGGCUGGGAUAGCAGGGCCUGGCUCUGGCUCAGCUCUGUUCCAAACAUCGGGCUGUGCGGAGCUCGCACAGAGCAUCUCUGCCGCGGGUCAGUUCCUGCGUCACAAAGGAGCCUCAGAGCAGAGUUUGGUGCCAUCCUACCAAUGACUGAACGUUAGCAGGUUUCCGAUGCAGUCUGAGUCUGAGAAGUAUGAAGAAGAGAUGCCUUCUCUGCACUGGGGUAUAGAUCCUGUGUUUUCUGCAUUUGCAAGACUCUAUAUUAAAGAUAUUACAGAAAUGAGAGAAUCUGUACAGGUGCCAGGUAUAUUCUUUUAUAAUGGACAUCCAAUAAGACAGGUGGAUGUUGUUGGGACAGUGGUUCAAACGAAGGAGCGAGAUGCCUUUUAUAAUUACGGAGGGCCUUACUCUGCUACCAGAUUCCUUCUGUGGUCAAGUACAGUGGAUGAUAGUACUGGAGUUAUAAAUUGUGUCUGCUGGAAAAAUCCCAUGGUAGCAGAAACACCUUUAUCAGGUCAUCCAAGCACACCCAGCAGUCUCAGUGUGUUUGAACAGCUGAAGAAACUCCAAGAAACAGUAAGCCAGAAAACCAAGCUGGAGAUUGGAGAUGUUGUCAGGGUCAGAGGUCACAUCCGAACCUAUAGGCAACAAAGAGAAAUUCAGGCUUCGUGUUUUUAUAAAGUGGAUGAUCCUGUGUGUGAUAUCCAGAUUUCAAGAAUGCUGGAGCUCCCCUGUCUCUAUAGAGAAGUUUAUGAUAAACCUUUCAAGGGCCCUGAGGAAAUACAGAGUGGCCUGGAGGGUCAGAAUUUCUCAAUCCAUAUGCUGUAUGAGAAAGUGCAAGGCUUCCUAUUAGAAAACAAAAUUCAGACCUUUUACCAGCAGGAGUUGGAGACAGUUGAUUCUCUGGUGUCUCUGAUGGGUGUGCAUCUACCCAGCCCCAGCUGUGAGGAGGUGAAGUCAGAAAAUAGCUCCAAUUCCAAAAGGAUUCACAGUGUUUUUAAGGAAGUAAUAAAGAUGCUACAAGAGAAAGGAGUGGUUUUCCAGAAACCUAGCAGUUCCAAGGACUUAUACUAUGUGACUGACCAUGAUAAGGAGCUGUUUAAAGUGACUCUUGAUGUGAUUAAAGAAGACUGUCGAAAACCCAGGCAUGCUGAAAAAGGCUGCCAUUUCCUUCAUGUGCUGAGCUGUGUUCGGCAGAGCUGCUGCCCAUCUCUGCCUGAAGUGGUGAUGCACCGUGUCUUGGAACUACUGGAGAGUAACAGUGAUGUUGUCAGCACUAUGGAAGGAUAUUUUAUGGUAUUUUAAAGAGAAAAGAUAAGAAAGAGAGGUUGAGAGACUGUGAGAAGCUGUCAUUAGCUGGUAUGAUCUAGAUAGUAGAUAAAAAAGAGCCUUUUGAUUCUCCAAAUGCUAUUUUUGUCCGGCUUCAGAAAAAUUGUUCAAAUACUUGUUUUAAUAUUCUUCCUGACUUCCUUGCUAUUCCUAGUGAAAAUGGUAUCAAACUCAUUCUGGACAGUCUAAUCUAGCAGGGAAAGUGGAAAAGAAACUGUGCUCUUGGAGUAGGAUGAGACAUUGACCAUCCUCACAUCUACAUCCAAGGCCUAAAGAAAAGUCACUGCUAAAGAUCAGUGUUUAGAGCAGUGGUCAUCUCAGGAGAUAUUUUUCUGGCUUAAUGAUGUAUCUUGCUGGGUUUCAUGUGGUAACAGCUGUGGCUCUUUCUUUUUAUGUGAACUUGGUAACACCUAGAGAAAGGACACACAAACAGAAGGAUUUGCCUGUCCUUCCUGGCAGUGCUGGUGCAUCUUUGUCUGUGAAUAUCUGUUCCUCAAUCUGGACAGCUUUCUCACUACUGAAGCAGUCCUCACCAUUCUCUGUAAUUCACCCUCAGGAACGGGGUCCUGCAUCCCCUGCCCAGUGGUUGUCAAGCAUGUCUGCAUUCCUCCGCAUUCCCAUCUGUGCUACUGAUGUCUGUUGUUGCAGUUUCUCUUCAGACCAGAAGUCUCAAAAUCAGCUACUGUUUUGCUGUUUCAGUUGCUUCUUAGAUCACAAAUGGUAAAACAGAAAUUCGAUGCUUUGGAAAAGAAAAUACAGAAGCCAUUGAGAUCCACUGUAAUCUCCUCUGCCAGUUGCUUUUUGUGUCUUUUAUUCUUUGUCACUUUUGUGGUAAAAUACUGCCCAUAUCUGUGCUUGCAGAAGAACACAAGGCAUAGAUGAAACAACGUUGGCCUAAAGAAGGUUACCAUGCAAGAUGUUUGAGCUGGAAUAAUUGUAACUCUGUUAUGUGCAACAGUUAAAAAGCAAAGUUGUUCAAUAUUUAUGCUUAGAGAGGGCUUGCUGCUGCAGGGGCUUGUCUGUUUAAUUAAUCAGUUUAAUUUAUGGUGUGGAGGUGAGACCUUUAACUUGAAAAGAGUACAAAAGAUUGGAUUUAUCCUUUUUUCCUCUGCACCUUCCCUGUAACAGUUGAAACAGCAGACUCCCAGGAGGCAGCUGUAGUGGUAAAGCCCUAUAUAAGGAUUGACAUAGCAGGGAAAAAUAAACCAUAUGCAUGAGGAAAGCCAGUGAGUAGCCCCAUGUGUGCCAGCUCUCUGGUUUUGUUAUAUUAUCUGCCUCACUCCAAGCCCUGGCUGCAGUGAGAUAUAGGCUAAGAGAAAGGCUUGACAAAAUAUUUGGCAUUUGCAUUCAGAGGCCCUGGAAAACUCUGGCCUUAAAGAGACGGUGAGUUUGUUUGUAGUAGAGAACUAUGGAUGAAUCAUUCAUUUGCUGUGUGUUCCCUACUUGCUGCAGGACUCAGUAGUUGCUUUCCUCACAGAUUUCCCUACUCCUCACAUUGCUGCUCUGCUCUGAGUCAGGUACCUUCUAGUCAGAUCUUAAUAUAGGCCCUGAACGGGAGCUGAAGGGAUGUACCUAAGCAGAAGGAAAUAGAAGAGGAUUAAGGAGGAGUUGUAGAAUGUUUGUUCCCCGCUCCGUCCCCACGCCCUAAAUAUCUCUGUAAAUCAGGGAAAGAAGGCAGAUACUGAGUGAAGUGCUACUGAGGCAAAUUGAAACUUUAAUUUAUGCCUCUGAGAAGAUCUGGUUGGCCACUGGGGAGAUUUGCUUUUAAAUUCCUGCUCUUGUUGAUGAGUUUGAAGUGAUGUUUAAAAACAAGGCUAUCUGUGGAAGAACAGGCUUGGAAUAUGGAUUCUUAAAUUAAGAUUCACUUCAGGAAUUGCCCACAGUCAAGAGUACAUAUGGUUAAGUUGCUUAUUUGGCAUGAAUUUGAGAAUAUUUUAAAGGAAAGUAUGAGGUGUUUCAGACCAUGUGGAAGAGCAUGGCAUCUAAUUUACAAGACUGUUUUGGCCAUUUUCUUGAAAUGUUCUGUAUUAGCAGAAGCUUAUUUUGGUGGGAAAGGAUUAAAGGAACAGUGCUAGCUCAAUGGGAAAGGUGAUCUCCUCUCUUAAGUUAGAAGAAAGACCCAGGUUCUCCUGAGGAUGACAGCUGAGUGUGUGGGCUAGAUAAGUUUGGGGAGAAAAAGAGAGUUUGGAGAUCAUGUUGCUCUUUAGAAUCUCUUCAUACCAAAAUAGGAUUACAUCUCCAGCUUUGCAGUUUGUAUACUUACACGUGCAAAUUCUGUUGCCUCCAACUCUGAGGCUGCACUUGCUGUGUUUUAGAUGUAAAGUUUGCCUAAAAUCCCUGUCCACUGAUUUUCUAUGCUUGGAGGUAGAAAGGGCAGACACUUGUAUCUGCAUCAGUCCUGCCCCUGUUGCAGUUUAAAAGCACUGAACAACUGCAAAGCCUCGGAGAUGAGGUGGAAGGAACUUAUCUCAGGAAACACAGGUAAGUUAUACUGGAAAAAACCUGUCCCUGGAAGUUUUUUAGUUGAUCCUUGCUGGGAAUGCUCAACUCUUGUCGUGGAGGGUGUGUUCUGAUGGUGUUUGUUCCCUAAGAACAGGAAAAAAGAGAUUUUUCUCAGAUGAGUUGUCUCAGGGAAGUAAGAUGAAUAAACACGAGGGAGCCUGUAGUUUUUACAAGAGUGAAAGGUUAAGCUGAAGUUAAUGGAGGAGCCUAGAUUUAAGCUACACAGAUUCUGAUUGUCUCUACAGAAUAGUUGUGUCUUAAGCUUGCAUGCUUUAUUUUUUCCACAGGAGCCACCCAGCCCAGGUUAACACUUACUCUGGUUGACUGCAUUCCCUCUUGCACAGGGAGUGCAAGAUGCAUGUGCCUGCACAGCAGUGCCCCAGGAGCUGUGGGAGCACAGAGCUCACUGUAGGCUGAUUUACCCAUUCACUCAGUAUCUCUACAGUGUGCUUCUGUGACAGCAGUCUAGACAUACCCAUGUUGGUAUAAGUCACCUUUAUGUAAGUCAAACUACACACACUAGGGCUUUUACUGCAAAUAAACUGUCUCUCUGUUUAAAGAUCAUAUCCUUAACCAACAGAGUCAUAUCAUGCACACUGUUAAAAUUCUUCGACCACACCUACGAAAUAUUGUGCAGAGCAUUCAAUGAAAGCAUGCUUUCUUGUUUUGUUUAAUUUGAAAACUCAUUAGGCAACACAAUUAUUACUGGUUUAUUAAAGGACUUAGAAGGUGGCACUUUAAAGUAAGACUGACAAGUGAGAAUUCAUGUUGUAGAACUGCUUCAUGGCCAGUUCCAGUUUCCAUAGCAACAGUUACGGCAGUAAAAGGUAGGUGAGGAAAAUGGAAUUUUUAUAAACAGUCAGCAUUUCUACGUUACGUUUAAAAGGUAAGUUUCCAUAGAAAUGCAGCACCUGAGAACAAAAAUUACCUAAGAAUCUCAAUAUUCUAUUAUAGCAAAAUGCACCGUGUUUGCUUUUCUGGUGAGGACACAAAGGAACAGCUUUACCUUCAGUCCCUGUCCUCUGCUUAUGUGAGAGAAGAGAUGAGGUUGCUUCAUACCUCAGUUUCCCCCUUCUGUAAACUGGGAAUAAUACAACUCCCUGUGUACAUCAUAAGCUUUUUUUUUUUUUCUUUUUUUUUUUUUUUUUUUUGUAGUCCUAGUCAUUAAAAGCUCUAUGGGAGCCAUUAGAAAAAAACUGUAUGGCUGUGUGGGAGAGAGUGAAUGGAUAGAUGCUGGAGUGGGACUUAGGAAAAGUCGUUAUUAGUACUAAUAGCUUUGCAUUUUGCUGCCUCUCUUUCCAUGCAUGUUGUUUUGCUUGUCUUGUCAUCUUUGUCUCCAAGGCCUGUGAGGCAAUUAUGGUCUCCUUGUUUUCAUUUGUAUCAUGUUUUUUCUGGAAUCCUGUUUCCUCUUAUGACUUCUUAGAUGACUUCAUAAAAAUGGAAAUCCAGAUCAACGAGUUCUGAGUAUUCUUGUUCUGAAAUCGCUGGGUUGUAAAUUUGGACCCAUGAGGAUGUGCAUUUUACACAACCUGCCUGGGAAAUGAAGCUUUACUUUCAAAAUAAUAAAUGACCAAGUUAAA